AUGUUAUAUUCAUCAGAGACUCAAAAAUGGAAGAUUCAAGGGUCUGCUAGAAGUUCAUGGCCAGCUGACCUCGACUACAAACAUGGUGUUUACUGCAACGGCGGAAUCCAUUGGAUACGUGACAGAGAUGAUCAAUUGUCACGCUAUGACAUAGAUAAAGACUUCCCUAGAUUGGUGUCUAAUCCUUCUGGUCACGGUUUGAUGCAUGAAAGGAAGUUCAGAUAUUUUGGGGAGUCUCGUGGCCAUUUGCAGCUUAUUGAUAUUUAUAAAUCAUGUGUUACUGAAUUUGAUGUCAUGGAGAUGGGAAAGGACGACUCUGGCUGGUUUGUCAAGUACCAUGUUGAUCUUAAUCCCAUAGGCACUGUGUUUCCUGAGGUGGUAUGCGACCAUCUUCACCUUGCUAUCUAUGACUGUUAUUCAUGCUGUGUUCUGUUUCUAGCUCGAGAAGAAACUGAAGAGAACUCAUCUAUUUUGCUGCACAUUCCGAUGGGAAUCAUCUCAUAUAAUGUAAGUGACAAGACAGUUAAGAAGCUUAAUGACUUAAUCCCCAAAGGUAGUGAGACUAUGGGAUCAUUGCAACCGGGAUGGGGAGAUGCUUGUCCUCAUAUAGCGACUUUGGCUCGUGUUUAA
Messenger RNA from Fragaria vesca subsp. vesca, 630 nucleotides. Its product is annotated as F-box protein At5g07610-like. The record is from RefSeq and is a predicted model, not a curated record. The transcript has a single exon. Bases 1 to 630 code for a protein of 209 amino acids. Lineage: Eukaryota; Viridiplantae; Streptophyta; Magnoliopsida; Rosales; Rosaceae.